Aplosporella prunicola CBS 121167 is the source of this 1148-nucleotide messenger RNA. RefSeq lists its product as uncharacterized. The coding region runs from base 333 to 911 and encodes 192 amino acids. Lineage: Eukaryota; Fungi; Ascomycota; Dothideomycetes; Botryosphaeriales; Aplosporellaceae. The record is from RefSeq and is a predicted model, not a curated record. The transcript has a single exon.
GGACUCGCCUUGUACUCUACCCGUUCCAUUUAUCGAUCCAAUCGGCAUCGAUAUGCGAUCGUGGAGGAGGAGGCACCGGGACGGGAUUGAAAGUCCGACAGACAGACAGACAGACAGGUUGUUGCUACACGCACGCAGCUCACCUCGCUUGCUUGUCGAGCCGCUUGGCUGCCGCCGGCUUCUGGUUUAAUUGCGCUUCUACGGUCUUACGGAAGGCACAAACAAACGAAGGAAAUUGGCAUUGGCACUGGCAUUGGCAUUGGUACAUCCGCACGCUCGGCAACAAGCGACGCGCCGCCUCGCCUCGCCUCGCUUCGCCCGCUUCCUGGACGAUGGACGGACGGAUGGUCAUUGAGAGUGAGCGUGAGCAUGAGCGCGGACGGGAGCGAGAGUGGCAGCGCAUCUGGCACGCACACGCACAUCGCUGGCACGCAGGCAUGCAGAUCCAUCUAUCCGCGCGCCAGCGCCAGCGCCCCAAACGCGCGUAUAAGGUAUAUACGCGCAAGCAAGCAAGCGAGCGUGUUCAUGGGCCGCGGGCGUCUCCCGUCUCAUCUCUUGUUUUCGGGAGCUGGGCUAGGCCGGGCCGCCGGGUCGUGGUCGAGGUCGGGGUUGGGGUGAGAAGGGAAGGAAGGACCAACCCUGCUUACCUACCUACCGUCGACGUCGACGUCGGAUUUGAUUUUUUGAUUUUUCUUCUUUUUUACUUCUGGAUUUUGACUGUUACGUUUGUGUGGUGGUUUGUUUUUUUGUGGCCGCUUGCUUGGCUGCUUGCUUUUUUUAUACCUUUUUCGUUUGUGUGCUUCUUCUUUUUGCUUUUUUUGCUUCGCUUUUUUUGCUUUUUGGGUUUUGUUGAGCUUGCUGCUCUGGUGCUGGUGCUGCGCUACUUGCCUGCGUACCUACCUACCUGUUAGGUGCGGUAUUGUGCGUUCUGCCGCCGCCGCCGCUGCCGUUUCUGGUUGAUGCUGGCUGGCUGCUGGCUGCUUGCUGCUGGCUGGGGUGGGCGGAGAGGUAGAAUUCUGGUUGGUUGUAUGUAUGCAUGCAUGGGAGGGAGGGAGGGGAGGGAAGGGAGAGCGAGGGCAAAGAAAGAGCUGUCUGUUAUUGCUGGAUAUACCAUGGAAGGGACCAAUGCUCUGACUCUGAUUGAUUGA